GCGUAUUAAUUUGUGAUUAAUCUAUGUACAAGGGAUUCAAGCGGCCAUACUGGGUCAACCCGUGAAUAUCCGAUCACCACUUGCCCUAAAUUACAUGCCACCCAAUAAUCAACGAUGUCUAAAUCUACUUAUACUUAUUAUCAUAUUCAUAAUAAAAUUAAUGCAAGUUGCAGUCCAUGCUUAUCUCUCUGUAAUAAAUUUGGCCGACUUCCCCAAACCCAAACCCUAUCUCGCAAUGUUAGAGGAAAAUGAUGGUGAGCAAGAGCAAGAGCCGCCGCCGCAAACCUACCUCCUGCAGUCGUUAAACUCAAGCAUAGUCAUCCGCCAGCUCACCUCCCAAGGCAUCUCCUUUCAGCUCUGGCCCGCCGCCGCCGCCCUCGUGGCCCUCCUCGAGCGCCAAACCCUCUCCUGCCUGCGCACCGCGGAGCAGCGCCGCCUCCGCGUCCUGGAACUGGGGUCCGGCACGGGACUGGUGGGGAUCGCGGCAGCCGCAUUGCUCGGAGCCAACGUCACGGUCACCGACCUCCCGCACGUGCUCCCGAACCUGCAGUUCAACGUGGACGCCAAUGCCGGGGUGGUGGCGGCCCGCGGCGGGCAGGUACAGGUGGCGGCGCUGUCCUGGGGUGACGUGGAGCAGAUGGAGGGUGUUGGCGGGGACUUUGAUGUGGUGUUGGGAUCCGACCUGGUGUAUCACGAUCAUCUCUACGAGCCGUUGCUGCAGACGCUGAGGGUUUUGUUGUUGGGUGAGACACAGAAACAGGUGGUGUUCGUGAUGGCGCAUUUGAAGAGGUGGAAGAAGGAAUCGGCCUUCUUCAAGAAGGCCAACAAGUUUUUUCAUGUUGAGAUUGUGCAUAGAGGCAACCCCCCUCAUGGCGAUAGACUUGGAGUCAAUGUCUACACAUUUGUAACGAGAAACAAACAAUAACCACUCUUGCUAUAAAAGGAUCGGAUUGUCAUUG
Molecule: messenger RNA, 959 nt
Organism: Salvia miltiorrhiza (redroot sage)
Lineage: Eukaryota; Viridiplantae; Streptophyta; Magnoliopsida; Lamiales; Lamiaceae
Exons: 1
Coding region: 95-925 (276 amino acids)
Source: RefSeq, a predicted model, not a curated record